Naegleria gruberi is the source of this 2157-nucleotide messenger RNA. RefSeq lists its product as uncharacterized. Lineage: Eukaryota; Heterolobosea; Eutetramitea; Acrasida; Naegleriidae. Bases 1 to 2157 code for a protein of 718 amino acids. The record is from RefSeq and is a predicted model, not a curated record. The transcript has a single exon.
AUGGCCAAUAUUGCCAUACAAUUGUCAUCCUAUAAUUCUUCAAAUUUACAAGAUAAUCGCGUACUAUUUUCCAAAUCCUAUGUCCAUGAUAGUUAUAAACCAAAUUCACCAAUUUCAGUUGAUCAGUCAAUUUACAUGUCAGGUCCAACCAUUAGUCAACUUAUUACAAAACUUGUGGCAUUAAAUUUAGUACCAAAUGAAAAGAAAACUUUAACAGUUAAUGAAAUUUUAAAUUCUGUUCAAUCUAAAAUUUCAAUUUCACAAGAUAUUGUUGGUGAUUAUGUGAGUUGGUCGAGAAUGUUGCCAAUUAUUCCUGCUAAUGCCUUUGUUACUUUUCAAAAUUUAUUAAUUGGAAAUUCAGGAUUUGAUUUUAGAAAUGAUUUGGAUUUGUACUUGAGUAAUAAUCCACAAUCUUCGUCAAGUGUUAGUUUAAUGCAAGUAUUUGAACAAAAUAUUCAAAGUCAUUUGGCUCCACGUAUUAGACAAGUCAAUCAAUUGAAAAAUAGAAUUGAUGUUGAUGGAAUGGCAUUGAUGGGUUAUAUAAUUCACAAGUUGAGUGAAAAUCAAUCAUUGGACUAUAUUUACUCUAAUCAAUUUAAAACAGUAUUCAAUUUACAAUCAAGUUAUCCAUUAUUUAAUUCAGAUGUUAGAGAUAGCUCAAAUUUUGUAAAAGCAACCAAGGAAAAUGAUAUUCUCUCAGAAGAUUCCAAUUUUAAAUAUUAUUCAAUUUAUCCAGUAACCACUAAUUUGUUUUCUACAUGUGCUGAUUUAAAUAAGAUAGGUGUCUAUGUUAUGAGCAAGUACUCUGAGAAGGAAAUUCAAGAUAUGAACUUGUUGAGUUACGCUACCCAUAAUAAUCAAGUUUAUUAUUAUCAAUUUUCCAAAGUUGGUAAUUAUUUGACUGCCAUUAUUACCUUUCCAAAGGAGAAUUUAGUGUUGAGUAUUAGUGGAUUGGGCGGUUCUUAUGAAGUAGCUGAUGAUAUGAUUCAACAAUUUUCAUAUAAUAUUUUGCCAAACACUAAAUGUAGUGAUUAUGACAAUUUGGUUCUUGUUUCGAAUGGUACAUGUCAAUUGACUAGCUCUUUGACAUCUAUUGUUCCACUAUACAAGAAGGAAUAUUUUGAUAGUUUCAAGAAGAAUUAUGCUGGUUGUUAUGUUAAUUCUGAAUUUUCUCAUUCAACUUUCAGAAAAUACUUUACCAUGAAGGAAAUGAUUUGUAUUGAUGCACCAAUCUCUUCCAGUAAUUAUUUAACAGCAAAAUUGUAUAAUUUUGAUCCAAAUCAACCUUCUGCAACUGGAACUAUUCCAAUUGGUUCAGAUGAAUUUAUUUUUGUUCAAGAGUUUGGAUUUGAUUCAUUUAGAAUGGGACAUUUAAGUAAUGGAAUGGUAACAUUUGACAAUUAUGUAUCAAAUCACAGUUGGACCUUCAGUGUCAAAUCAGGAGAGAAUGUUGUUUAUUUAACUGGUCCAUAUGAUACCCAACGAUAUGAAAGAUUUGAUGAUAGACUCAGUACAUUCAUCAUUUAUCUCGUAUUUGGUGCUCCAUUUGUUUUUGGAUUCGUUGCUCCAUUCAUUCAUUUAUUCUUCCUUGUUUUUGAGGUUAGAGAUCGUGCAAAGAAUGGAUUUAAUAAUUUGGCAAAUGCAGAUUUGUCUCACAUAAUGUUGAGUGGAAAUAAUUAUCAAUCCAGUGAUGAGGACUCUGAUGAAGAACUUGAUGAAAAUAUUGAAUCUUCUCUGAAGAGAUACUCAUCACGUGUUCAAUUGGAGAGAAAGAAUAGCAUCAAGAAGAAGAAGAAAAAGAAGAGUGAUAUGGGUGUCAAGAAAUCAGCAGCCAAGAAAUGGAGUAUAAUCCUGUCAAUCUUUAUCUUCCACAUAUUUGCAUUGUUCUUAUUCACAGCUCUCAAAGCAAUUAAUAUUUUGACAAUCUUUGGUAUUUGGCAACAAUGGACAGCAAUGUUAUAUCUUCCAUUAGUAUCAAUCAUUCUGACUUUCCUUUGUGCUAUUCUCAUUCCAAUCAUUAUGUGUAUUAGAGUCAAGUUUAGAACUAUUUCUGGAUGGGUAUUUACACUUGUUUACCUCUUCUUCUUGUUAUUAGAUAUUGGAUUUAUUGUAAUCUUAAUGAAAAUUAACUGGUUUGGAUUUUGGAAUCAAAUGUAA